Molecule: messenger RNA, 1091 nt
Organism: Cylas formicarius (sweet potato weevil)
Lineage: Eukaryota; Metazoa; Arthropoda; Insecta; Coleoptera; Brentidae
Gene: RfC3
Product: replication factor C subunit 5
Exons: 8
Coding region: 102-1091 (329 amino acids)
Biological process (GO): DNA-templated DNA replication; DNA repair
Cellular component (GO): DNA replication factor C complex; nucleus
Molecular function (GO): DNA binding; ATP hydrolysis activity; DNA clamp loader activity
Source: RefSeq, a predicted model, not a curated record
UGACGGCCAGAGUUUGGUUCCCGCCAUUUUUUGACAUUUUAACAUAACCUGAAUACAGUAAAUUGUUUUUUUGUUUCUUAUUAUAAGUAUUUCGUAAAAUCAUGGUUCAAAAAGAACCGGGACCAAAUCUUCCCUGGGUAGAAAAAUAUCGGCCCAGCACCCUAGACGAUUUAGUAUCGCAUGAGGAAAUUAUCAGAACAAUUAGCAAGUUUAUAAAAGAAGACCAACUGCCUCAUUUGCUUUUCUAUGGCCCUCCUGGAACAGGAAAAACUAGCACCAUUUUGGCCUGCGCCAAACAACUGUACACAAAAACUCAAUUUGGGUCUAUGGUCCUCGAAUUAAAUGCUUCUGAUGAUAGGGGCAUAGGUAUUGUAAGAGGUCAGAUUCUAACUUUUGCAAGCACAAGGACUAUAUUCAAGUCUGGGUUUAAAUUAAUCAUUCUUGAUGAAGCUGAUGCAAUGACCAUGGAUGCCCAGAAUGCCUUACGUCGAAUUAUAGAAAAGUACACUGAAAACAUUCGUUUUUGUAUUAUCUGCAAUUAUUUAAGUAAAAUUAUACCGGCUUUGCAGUCUCGAUGCACGAGGUUCCGUUUUGGGCCUCUUUCAAAGGACCAAAUUAUCCCUAGACUGAAUUAUGUUAUAGAUGAGGAAAGGGUGAAAAUAACAGAGGAUGGAAAGCAGGCUCUUCUGACUCUAGCCAGUGGUGAUAUGAGAAAAGUUUUAAAUGUUCUUCAAAGCACUUGGUUGGCUUACAAAAAUGUUACUGAAGAUAUGGUGUACACUUGCGUUGGACAUCCACUAAGGAGUGAUAUAGAAAACAUUUUUCGAUGGCUGUUGAAUGAAGAUAUCAAAACCACUUACAAAAACAUUCAAGACCUGAAAACCCUUAAAGGAUUGGCUCUUAACGAUAUCAUUACUGAAAUUCACAAGCUGGUACACAGAACUGAGUUUCCGUCUGAAACUUCUAUUAGACUUUUAGACAAAAUGGCAGAAAUUGAAUAUAGGCUGUGCUUAGGGGCGAAUGAAAAUAUUCAACUGACAGGCCUUAUUUCUGCCUUUCAGUUUGUGAAACACAUAAAACCUCCAGAAUAG